Molecule: messenger RNA, 1537 nt
Organism: Cucumis sativus (cucumber)
Lineage: Eukaryota; Viridiplantae; Streptophyta; Magnoliopsida; Cucurbitales; Cucurbitaceae
Exons: 2
Coding region: 203-1132 (309 amino acids)
Source: RefSeq, a predicted model, not a curated record
UAUAGAAAAGAAUUUGCUAAUGCAAUUGAAUGUCAUGAAUGUUGUCAAUCAAGGUGGAAAAACGUCAAGGAUACAAAUGAAAGGAGAAAGCAAAUUCCCUCUAAAGUGAUAUGGUACUUUCCAAUCAUUCCACGAUUUAAAAGGCUAUUCAGAAGCAUUGAAUGUGCUGAAAACUUGACUUGGCAUUCUACUGAAAGAAUUAAUGAUGGUAAGUUACGACAUCCAGCCAGACUCUCCAGCAUGGAAGUUAGUAGACAUGAAAUGGCAAGACUUUGGUUCUGAACCCAUAAAUCUUCGUUUAGCAUUGUCAGCCGAUGGAGUAAAUCCUCAUGGUGACAUGAGUUCUAAAUACAGUUGUUGGCCGGUAGUGAUGGUUAUUUACAAUCUUCCACCAUGGUUGUGUAUGAAAAGAAAGUACAUGAUGCUAUCAAUGCUAAUUUCAGGACCAAAACAACCAGGGGAUGACAUAGGCAUAUACUUAGCACCACUAAUUGAAGAUUUAAAACUUUUAUGGGAAAGUGGUGUUGAAUGUUAUGAUGCUUAUCGAGAAGAACCAUUCAACUUAAGGUCAGUUUUGUUGUGGACAAUCAAUGAUUUUCCUGCAUAUGGUAACCUUAGUGGAUGUUGUGUGAAAGGGUAUAAAGCAUGCCCAAUUUGUGGAGAUAAUACAAAUUCUAUAAGGUUAAAGUAUGGGAAGAAAAUGGCAUACCUUGGACAUCGUAGAUUUUUGGCACGAAAUCAUCUGUAUCGACGACAAAAGAAGUCAUUCAAUGGUAAAAAAGAACUUGAUACAAUUCCAGAGCCACUUUAUGGGGAGGAUGUGUAUUUAAAAUUGAAAGAUCUUGAAUUUUCUAGAGGGAAGAAGAACCAUAAGAAACGGUUGAUGAACAGAAGUGACAAAAUUUGUUGGAAUAGAUUAUCUUCUUUUUUUGAGUUGCCAUACUGGAAGGAUCUUCAUGUUAGACAUUGUUUAGAUGUGAUGCACAUUGAAAAAAAUGUUUGCAUGAAUAUCUUAGGUACAUUUCUUGAUAUUCCUGGAAAAAGUAAGGAUGGAUUGAAUGCUAGACGCGAUUUAGUUGAUCUAAAACUUCGACCAGAGCUUGCCCCUAUCAGAAUAUGUUACUCCUACUAAUUACUUUCAUUAUGUAAAAAAGACAUCUAAACGUGAGGAUGAGAUUAUACUUGAGAAUAAAGAACUUCGAAGGCGUGUAAGCGAAUUAGAAGCACAUAACCACUCAAACUUGUCUAGACCAUUAUCUGGACAUGGUAGCUGUUCGAAGCCAAAUAUCUUAGAAGAGAGUGACUCGAUGAAAAUAAUCAAAGGGAAGAGUAAGUUGAUGGAUAAAAUCGAAGGGAAAGAGGUGGAGGAGAUCAAUGUAAAUGACGACAAAGUAGAGUUGGACAUCUUUAAGGAGAGAGCCUUAAUAAAAAUGACUAAGGAAAAAGAGGUUGUCUGUGAAUCGACGUCAGUUUUGCCAAUGGGAAUGAAGUUGAUUCUCAUAUACGUUGAGAAGAUAAUGGAGAAAGAUUCUAGUAU